Molecule: messenger RNA, 2294 nt
Organism: Medicago truncatula (barrel medic)
Lineage: Eukaryota; Viridiplantae; Streptophyta; Magnoliopsida; Fabales; Fabaceae
Product: L-type lectin-domain containing receptor kinase S.4
Exons: 1
Coding region: 115-2139 (674 amino acids)
Biological process (GO): protein phosphorylation
Molecular function (GO): carbohydrate binding; protein kinase activity; ATP binding
Source: RefSeq, a predicted model, not a curated record
CUAGUACUAUAUAGUAUACAAACAACAUGCUACUACCAUGUGAUUUCCAAUUAACAACAUAAUAAAUAUUGAACCAAUAACAACAACAUCCUCAACCUCAACUUUAACUUUGUCAUGGCAAAUAUACCUCUUUAUCUUCUUUGCAUCAUGGUCCUUCUAGCCUCAAACUCCAUACAUUCUCAUUCUCAGCAAGAUGAGUUUUUCUAUGCUGGAUUCAAUGAAGCUGCUACCAACAUAACCUUAAACGGAGGUGCAGUGAUUGAACACAAAGGCAUAAUUCGUUUAACAAAUGACACUGAAAGAGUACUUGGUCAUGCUUUUUAUUCAACACCAAUCCACUUCAAGAACAAAACCACAACCAAAGCUUUCUCCUUUUCAACUUCUUUUGCUUUUGCAAUAGUCCCUCAAUAUCCAAAACUAGGAGGACAUGGCUUUGCCUUCACCAUUUCACCUUCCAAAACACUCUCCAAUGGUUAUCCUAGUCAGUAUCUAGGCCUUCUCAACCCACAUGAUUUAGGCAACUUUUCGAAUCACUUAUUCGCCGUUGAAUUCGAUACUGUCCAAGAUUUCGAAUUCAAUGACAUCAAUGACAAUCAUGUUGGUAUCAAUCUUAACAACAUGGUAUCAAACAAAUCAGUUAAAGCAUGUUUUUUUACUGAUGGCUCGGAGAAUAAACAAGUUCAAAUUCAAGACCUUAACUUGAAGAGUGGUAGUGUGAUUCAAGCAUGGAUCGACUAUGAUUCCUCAAGAAGCAUUAUAGAAGUUAGACUCUCACCAACUUCAUCAAAACCAAGUUCACCAAUCUUAUCAUAUCAAGUAGAUCUAACACCAAUUUUCAAAGAAACUAUGUAUGUUGGGUUUUCUUCUUCAACAGGGUUACUCUCUGGCUCACACUAUAUAAUGGGUUGGAGCUUCAAAAUCAAUGGAGAAUCCAAAACUUUGUCUUUGAAAAAUCUUCCUUCACUCUCUUCACACAAUACUCGAACUCGAAAGGCCUUAAUCUUGGGUCUUACUAUUUCAUUUGUGAUUCUAAUAGUUUUAACAACUGGUUUAGCUUUUUACUUCAAGAUGAAAAACAAUGAUGUUAUAGAAGCUUGGGAACUAGAAGUGGGACCACAUAGAUUUCCUUACAAAGAACUAAAGCAGGCUACAAGAGGGUUCAAGGACAAGAACCUUCUUGGGUUUGGUGGUUUUGGUAAAGUUUACAAAGGGGUGUUACCAGAUUCCAAAACUGAAAUAGCUGUGAAACAAAUCUCCCAAGAAUCAAGACAAGGGUUGCAAGAGUUUAUCUCAGAAAUUGAAACAAUUGGUAAACUUCGUCACAGGAACCUAGUACAGUUACUAGGUUGGUGUCGGAAGCGAAAUGAUUUAAUCUUAGUGUAUGAUUUCAUGGAGAAUGGGAGUUUAGAUAAGUAUAUAUUUGAACAACCAAGAGCAAUAUUGAGGUGGGAAGAAAGGUUUAGGAUUAUAAAAGGUGUGGCUUCGGGGCUUGUUUAUUUGCAUGAGGAAUGGGAACAAACAGUGAUUCACAGAGAUGUGAAAGCAGGGAAUGUUCUUUUGGAUUCUGAGAUGAAUGCAAGAUUAGGUGAUUUUGGUUUGGCUAAGCUUUAUGAUCAUGGUGAGAAUCCAAGCACGACGAGGGUGGUGGGAACUUUGGGGUAUUUAGCACCCGAGUUAACGAGAACAGGGAAACCAACAACUAGUUCUGAUGUGUUUGCGUUUGGGGCAUUGUUGUUGGAAGUGGUUUGUGGGAGAAGACCUAUUGAGCCUAAAGCAUUGCCUGAGGAGCUUGUUUUGGUGGAUUGGGUUUGGGAUAGAUUAAGGUUAGGAGCGGCUUUAGAGAUUGUGGAUCCUAAGUUGGCUGGGGUUUACGAUGAGGUGGAGGUUUUAUUGGUGAUUAAGGUGGGGUUGUUGUGUUCUGAAGAUUCGCUGGAGCGGAGGCCUACAAUGAAGCAGGUAGUUAGGUACUUGGAGGGGGAGUUGCCGUUGCCGGAACUUGAUGUUUUUGGUGUGAAAAAGGGUGGUGGUGGUCGUCAGUUUGAGGGAAUGUAUCCAAUGUCGCCAUUCUUUGAAAGCGUGAAUACAUGGUCGUCGACGGGUGGAUAUGAUUCGUCUCUUUCACUUUCCGGUGGCCGAUAGGAUAGGUAGUUGACUGACUCAACAAAGCCUACGCUACGUAUUUUGUUCGAUUUGUAUAUAUAUUGUUUUUAUUAUUGUUGUAUAAACUUCUUCUAUCAAGAAGCAAAUCCAUAUUGGAAUAUCAUCAAUGCAAUGCAAACCACCAUAUGAGAUCA